Molecule: messenger RNA, 2995 nt
Organism: Oryzias latipes (Japanese medaka)
Lineage: Eukaryota; Metazoa; Chordata; Actinopteri; Beloniformes; Adrianichthyidae
Cellular component (GO): plasma membrane
Molecular function (GO): protein binding
Source: RefSeq, a predicted model, not a curated record
GUGUCCCAUAAAGGCAUAAAGCUUUUAUUUCUCUGCUUCAGAAUCCAUUGGAAUCAUGUUAAAUGGGUAAGCCGUUGAAGACUUACUGUAGUCAAUAACAAAAAUUAUGCUAUAUCUCUGGUGUUAAAGGGGUUAACAACUUUGUUGUUUGUUUAAUAUUACAGUACUGUAUAAAACAGUAUUACUGUCCUGUAUUUCAUGUCUGCUAUCCCUGUAUGUCUCUUUAUUUACCCAUGUGUUCAAUUGGAGAACCGUAUGCAGUAUAUAAAACAUAUCACACAUCUAUAAAGUGAAGGGUUCUGUUCCACCGCAGGGAAAAUGGAGUCGCUGGCCUGGUUGGGGCUGGUCCUGCUGUGUGUUUUACAGUCUGCAGAGGCCUGUCCCUCUGUCUGCAAAUGCUCCAAAAAGUCCAAUCCAGAAAAGUCAGAGGUCAACUGUCAUAAGAGGGGACUCCGUACCCUCCCAUCCAAUCUACCCGCUGAUGCAUGGAUCCUCAAACUGGGUGAGAAUGGCAUCACAGACCUGAAGGCAAAUCUUUUAAGAUCAGUUCCAUCUAUCGAGAGCUUGAUCCUGGAAAAAAACGCCAUCAAAUCUGUUCAUCCUAAGACUUUUUCUGGCGCUAAGCAUCUGACGCUGCUCAAUCUUUUUGGAAACCAAAUCACCAAACUUCCACCUAAAGCUUUUAAGGACCUUCUUAACCUUCGCUUCUUGAUGCUGGGGCAGAAUGAGAUUGGACUCAUCAAAGCGGAGAUGUUUGUCGGGAUGAGGAACCUGUCAGAGCUAGAUCUCCCUCACAAUGCCUUGACAGUGGUGCCGUCUAAUGCCUUCAAGCCUUUGAUCGCCCUGAAAGUUUUGGACCUUUCCCUGAAUCGGAUUCAAAGGCUUUCUCCCAAGGCUUUCACUGGACUCACACAGCUCCUGUUUCUCAACCUCGACAACAACAGCUUGAAAACUAUCCCUGCUGGAGUUUUCCGGCCACUGGGAUCCCUGGAAAUGCUCGUCCUUGACAACAACCUGCUGUCAUCUCUCAGCAAGUCUGCUUUUGAUGGUCUGAACAACUUGCAGGAACUCUACUUGAGGAACAACGAGCUUGAACUCCUACCAACUGACGUCUUCAUAACUUUGCCUAAGCUCCAUGAUCUGGGCCUCAGUGGAAACCGUCUGAAGACUGUGGAUGGAAACACAUUUAGCCUUGUGCCCGAGUUGAAGAAGUUGCAUCUCCAUGACAACGCCUUGCACUGUGACUGUAACAUCGCCUCUCUGGUGAAAUGGAUGCACGAGACCAACACCACUUUGUCUCCUCGGGACUCCCUGAAGUGUGUCGGCCCUCCAAACUUGCGGAACAAGAGUCUGAUUAGCCUUCAGGCGGAGACACUACUUUGUAACAAGUGACCAGCAGGAUAAUUACGAAGACUACAGAUGACCCAGACCAUUCUAAAUGUUUGUCAAAAUAAGACACUCUUCAAAGUAUACAUGUUUUAGAGCAAACCUAUCCUUUAUGCACAAUUCCAAUUAUAUUGCUGAAUGAGGCUUUCUUGGAGUAAUAUGAAUUGAAACUAACUGACAUUGUAUCAAUGUCACAUUGAUUGCUCUGAAGGUUGUAGGCAGGGAUAGAUUCCAAGUGAAGAUGUAUAAACCUGUAUAUGAAACCUGGUUCCACUAAUAAGUGAAGAGGAGCAGCCACAAAGAUGAAAUAGUUUCCAAUAGAAACCAUUUUGACUGGUCAGAGGUGUCCAAACCAAAGCUCCGCAGAGAGAAGUCUUCCGCUUCACAUCUCUUUUACAUAAAAACACUUCAGGAUCUGGUGGGAAAACAUAAAGGAUGCAUUUGAUUGGCUUGUAGUUUUUUCAUCAUUGUGAAAUUUAAAAAGCAUUUACUGAUGCAUUUUUUUUCUUAUUUCAUUGUUGUGAAUUGCAUUGCUGUUAAUUACAGUGAAGAGAUCAUGAAAAAAAUUAAAGCAUGCCAUUGAAAUGAAAGGAAGAAGGUUUGCUGUAGCACAAUUCAUACACCAAGUAAGGAGGAAUUUAAAGGAAAAAUUCUACAUUUAAAAAGUCAAAUCAUAUUUUUUUUUAUCUAAGUUUUACACCAAGCAUCAAAGAGGACAGAGCAGACAAAAUUAUUUUAGUUGUCAUAAGCAGAGCGAAAAUAAACUAUUUUUAGCUUGGACCUCUGCUAAUUAUUAGAGAAAUUGUACCAAAUUUUAGAUUUCAAAAAAGAAGAGUUAAUUUUUUUGGGUAGUUCUGCAGGAUUUUAAAUCACUUUUCUGCAAGGUUUGUCACUCCUCCCCAUGGGUGCACCUGUGUCUUUGAUUCCCGUUCCCAACCGUCAGACACUCAGCUUCUGCAGGGUGGAAGGAGGGAAAAGAAGCAGAGACUGUGAUAUCAGUUGGUUGAAGGAAAAUGGGAGACUUUCUGAAAGAAUGGGAGGAAGAUUAGUGGAGGAAGGGGUUGGCGUGGUGGAGCAAGCCUCCUGUAAUUGACAGGAAAGCUCCCGGCAACCUACUUUUACAAUGCCUUUGUGAAAUGGAAGCGCGAGUGUCUCCUACACCAACGCAGGAGAUAAUUUCCAUCUGCAUCAAACCUGUUAUUAACAGAGUUUGGAUGUAAUGGCUAGUUUCUGCUCCGAGCUGCAGGAUUGCUUUUGUUUUUCUUCUUUGUCUCUUGCAUAUAAUACAUCAAAGACAAAUAGAUUUGCCGUAGAACUCUCUCCUUCCUAAUGGUUCUCUUGUGGCGUGUUUCUUUUAAUUGGCUUGGUGACACCUCCAACUUUGAUCCACUGCUGCAGGUGAAGGUUACAUUUUUUUUCUCCUAUGCCUCUGGAGCAAAAACAAAAAACAGAGCAAAACAAGUGAAUAAAAAAAUAAAUCUUCAGUAAUAUUUUCUAUUCAGUGUUUUCUUAAUAACUAGGACAACCAUCAACAUGUUUGGUAGACUGAAUGAUCGUGUUCUUGAAUCCUCCACCCGAAAAUAAUUGCUGACAAAGCACUUUUUUGGCA